Molecule: messenger RNA, 39533 nt
Organism: Xyrichtys novacula (pearly razorfish)
Lineage: Eukaryota; Metazoa; Chordata; Actinopteri; Labriformes; Labridae
Source: the annotation of a GenBank genome assembly
AUGGCCACUCUGCAACAACACCGGCAGCUUCUCAUGCAUGGCACGGAAGUGAGCUGCGACUCCAGCGGUGAUGGCGCCGUGACCGUGCGGAUUACCAAUAGCGCACCACACGUGCAUCAACAUGAGCCACUGAGGGCUGCCAGCAGUGGAACAGGUGGAGGAGCUGGAGGCUAUGGCGCUGUGAGUAAAAUGAACCCUAACCUCCAUAAAUACAGCAUCUCCUCCAGCUGCAGCUCUGCAGACUCCAGACCGGCACUGACCCCCACUUCCAGGGUGCACAGAGAAGCCCCACCCCUUUUUGAACGCUCUGCUGCCCAGUGCUGGGACCCUAAGUUUGACUCCGCCAUCCUAGAGGAGGCAUGCCAAGAAAGGUGCUUCCCUCAGACACAGCGGCGCUUCCGUUAUGUUCUCUUUUACCUGGCGGUAUCAGCUGUGCUCUGGGGGGUGUACUUUGGGGUCAAUAGCGACCGUUGUGACCCUGUGACCUUUAUAGCCCCCACAGCCUCAUUUCUAGUCCUCCUUUUGCUCCUCUUUUUGUUCACUUUAACCCAGCCCUACACCUGGUUGUACAAUCAAACCUCCCUGCUCCUAAUCGCCAUCACCUUCGCCAUCACUUUAGCUCCACAGAUACAGACUGCUGGCUUCUCUGAGCUGGAGUGGGCUGGUGGCGGGAAUGCCUCGUAUUUCUCAUCAAACAGAGAAGCACCACCUCCCACUCCUCCCUGCAUCUCUCCUGUGGGCACCUUUUCCCUGUGCAUGGAGGUGCUGCUGUUGCUCUACAGUGUCCUCCAUGUUCGCCUGUAUGCCUCCAUCAUGCUGGGGCUUCUAUAUUCUAUACUGUUUGAGGCAUUAGAGUGGCUGCCGUUGCUUCAAAGGAGUUACGAUACGACUGGAUGGAGGACGGGGGUGGUGGAUUCAAGCUCUAAUUGGGGAGGAGACACACUCCACUGGCUGGGCCCAGCUAAAGCUUUGCUCCACCUGUGUGCUCAUGUCAUAGGCAUCCAUCUGUUCAUCAUGUCAGAGGUGCGGUCUCGCAGCACCUUCCUCAAAGUGGGCCAGGCGAUCAUGCACGGCAAAGACUUAGAGGUGGAGAAGGCCUUGAAGGAGCGAAUGAUCCACUCCGUCAUGCCGAGACGAGUCGCAGACGAGCUGAUGAAGCAGGGUGAUGAUGAGGGUGGUGGCGAGAACUCUGGGAAGCGUUACUCUUCUGGUGCCUGCUCUGCCUCGGCUGUCUCAGUGGGUGGUGGAGGAGGCGGUGGAGCUCCACAAACCCAAAGUGCCACACACCCCAAUAACCACCGUCACAACAACCACAAGCGAAAGAAGACCUCCAUCCCUCGAGGACAGAUCAUCUUCAGGCCGUUUAAUAUGAAGCGCAUGGAGCCUGUCAGCAUCCUCUUUGCAGACAUUGUGGGUUUUACUAAAAUGUCUGCCAACAAGUCCGCUCCGGCCUUGGUGGGCCUUCUCAAUGACCUCUUCGGACGUUUCGAUCGGCUCUGUGAACUAACUGGCUGUGAGAAGAUCAGUACUCUGGGAGAUUGCUACUACUGUGUUGCUGGCUGCCCGGAGCCUAGAUCAGACCACGCCAACUGCUGCGUGGAGAUGGGCUUGGGCAUGAUCCAGGCCAUCGAGCAGUUCUGCCAGGAGACAAGUGAAACUGUCAACAUGCGGGUGGGUGUCCAUACUGGCACCGUCCUGUGUGGGAUCCUGGGAAUGAAGCGCUUCAAGUUUGAUGUUUGGUCAAAUGAUGUCAAUCUGGCUAACUUGAUGGAGCAGCUCGGCGUGGCGGGUAAAGUCCACCUCUCUGAAGCUACUGCCCGAUUCCUGGAUGAUCGUUACCAGAGGGAGGAUGGACAGGUGGUGGAGAGAGCGGGGGAGAGUGUGGUGGAGAAACUUAAGGGUGAGUCUCCUUUUUGCUUUGAGUUUUCUAAGUAAGGUGAGAGUACCUGUGCUGACAGAAAGGGUUCAAUGGGAUUGUAUUAACAGCAAUAAACUUGUGAUGAAAAAGAAUCAGGAUGCUGGAGGAGGCCAAAAAUGCAAGAUUUCAAGAAAGAGAGCAGUUGAAUGUAGUUGCACAUGUGUAGGUUAGAGGUUGAAAGCCAGCAUUGUCUGAGCAUAUGCACAUCAGCACUGGGUCAUCUGAGUCGACGGGGUCACUGCCAGCCUAGACAGCACUGAAAUAUGUUACCUGACCAGUUAGUCCACUUGAAACUUUUGGUCCACAAAAGCAGAUCAGACGACAAGAUUAAAAUAUCAGAGCACCAGAAGGAGAGGCAUGUUUUGGUUGAUAUAUAACUGGAUAUCAAUCAGUUAUUCAAUCUUGAAAUACAGUCAAAACCCCCUUUUACAGAGUGGAGUUUUAAACACUGGGCAUUCAGUCAGGAAAUGCAAAGCUAUUUUGUCAUCCAGGAUCAUACAUUGCUUGCUUCGUUGACUAUCUAAUGCCAUCAGUAAUUCUGUAUUGAUUGUAAAUUUGUCAUAGUAGAGCAGCACUCUACAGAUUUAUGGUGGAGCGCCAUAUUUGGAUGUGAGGCUUGUGUCACUGAGAUUACAGCCUUUAAUCUCCCAAAACAACAAAUGGAUUGGAAAUCCCUGCAGCAAACAAAUGUUGACAACUUGCAUAGCAAUGCUGUGAAUCGAUACUCUUGCACGGAAAUCACAGGAAAAGUACAUUUGGGAUGUACUUGUCAAAUGGCUAACGUGACUGCAGCUCAAACAAAACACUGAUCUGUUUGAGUUUUCUUUAAUCUCAUUUUUUUAAUGUAAUAAAAUCAGCGUUACUUCACAGAAAAAGCCUCUAUCGGGAUAAAACCUUGUUUCAAAGUAUAGAUCAAUCAGCAGAGUUCAGUUGAAGUGUCAGACCUCUGUGAGCUGCUUUUCCCUCGGUGGAGCUGUCAAUCAGAUUUGGUUUGGUUCUCUGUUUGUGGCUUGUUUUUGUGGUCAGCCAAAACGUUCAGUUUGAGAUAGAGAUUAACGGUGUGCCUGCUUUUUUUCUGCCACAUAUUGUGACGAUUCCAACAGAGGAAAAAGGUGUUCACAAACUUAAAGCACCAUUUGUACGGUGGGAAUUAAAUAAACUGACACAAAAAAGAGGGUGAAAAAAGUGGAAAAGACUCUUUUAGUCCAUCUCAAUAGUCUUUGUGAAGCAGCAUCAAUGGAGCUAGUCUCCCCAGCAGGGAACUCCUCUUGGGUCGUCUAAUCUUAGUUCUCUUGCAAACACAGUCUGUCUGUUCUAUUGUCAGGCCUUAUGUCAGACUGUAUUCACACUUGGCUCUAAACGGUGCCAUCACUCUCUCUUCCAGACUGGCAAACGGUCACAGAGUUAUAUAUUGACUUGCAGCUUUUGUUGUUGGAGGGAAAAGGGGAGGAUGGCAUCGAGUUUCUUGCUGAAUCAAAGACUCAAAGUUUUCUGCACACAGAAAGGUGUGACCUGAACAGUUUGUCGUGUUUGGCAGUGAGAAAGAGAGUUUUAAACAGCUGUGAGAAAGCUGAGAGAAAUUGAUGCAGCGCUUGUUGUCGACCGAAAUGAACAACAAAUGAACAACAAAUGAACAGCUUUCUACACAGAGUCAGAGAAACUUUUCUUGACGUGGUUUAAAAAGAUGAUGUAUAUAAAUAUACAGUAUAUAGAUAUGUUUAUGAUGUUGGUUGGCUCAGCUUAAAUUUGCCAUUUUCCAGAGAUUCUCCACAUUACCACAAUACCUUUACUUUUCCAUGCCACCACCGUCGUAAAGUCCCACUCCAAUUGUUGUUGUUUUUUUACUACUUAAUGUGUUUUCAGUUGUCUUUGAGUUGUGAUGGUGAAGUUUUUUUAUUUUUUUUUAUUUUUUUAUUUUUUGUUUGCCAAAAUCAUGUUACUUGUGUCAUUUCUAAGGACUUUUCUUCUGUAGAGCUCCAGUAGCUCAUUAGCAAUUAGCUUCUGAGUCGUGGGCGGCAACGCUUUAGUAUUGCUGCACGUUGUACGUAUAUCUGCAGACUCAAGGUUUGGAUCUUUUACAGACUAAGUGGUAUUUUAGGGUGGCAUUGGCACCUUGUCUGUUCCAUUCUGGGUGAGUCAGGAGGUGUUGUGUAUGUUUAUGUUUUGUGUUGUAUAUUAUGCAAAUUAGGUGCUUGCCUACUCAUUUGUCAGUUUUUCAUUGUCUGUGCACGAUGAAAUUACUGUGUCUCAUUCAGUGUGGCGUGUGGCAGCGGUAAGUUCAUGCCCUCAGGCUGGUUAGCCUGUGCUAAAUCAAAGGUGUCACCUAAAUAUGCAGAAGCAAAUGGCAGAUUCUUAACCAUAACCUGGCCAGUCCCAGUGGGUCACUGACUCUGCUACUCUGCCCUCUUUAUAUCAUCCCACAUCUAAAUCUUCAAAACCAACUCUCUAUAGUUCAAUCAAGGCUAAUUCAAUUUCUGUGGAAAUACACUCGUGAGAUUGUACGGAAUUCUGUGACUGUUUCCAAAUAAUCAUUUGAGACAAACAGCAGCUCCUCUGUUCAGUUUUCUUGUCUCAGAUGCAUUCAUUAACUCGCAAUCAUUACUACUAUCAUUACUAAAAUCACUGGUGGAUGCCUAUGUUUUGGUUUGUUUGAAGUUUAGCAAAAAUUUGCAGUGGAUAAUUUAACCUACAACACCUCAUGUUUUCUGCACACAUACAGGAAGAAGCAAUGACUAAAGCCUUUGAGAUGACAGUUUUCUCUACAGAGUCAUGCUGUUUGGCUGCUGUGUUUGCUGCUUUUGUUUACUUUGCUCUGAAAGAGUAACUUUCCUGCUACAACACCAAUUGUGACAGAUACAUUUAUAUUGGAUUCAGAACCAUCUCUAUGUGUCAUGAUGUAGCUUGUCACCAAGGUAAUACCACCUAUGCAUUAUGCAUAACCACUACUGUGAUGUGUAUUGCUGGGUGAUGAUGCUGUAUUAAGUUUAGUGUCUUUAACCCUAAGCCUCAAUUUUUUGCAGCAGGUUUUGCAGUGAACAGUUGAUUGAACAGUUGAUUUCUGUCAUUCUUGGCGUACCUGAAAUGCAAUUGACUUUACCCAUUUUGUCAGUAUAAAACUUCCCAGCUUGGUCCUUUCACCAUAGUUACACAGACAGAGCGUAGGUGUCAUGAUGUUUUAGUUCACUAAAACAUAAUGAGGCAUUAUUUAGGUAUUGUUUAAAGUGAAAUGGUUAAUUUCUGCGUCUUCAGUAUGUCUCCUUUUACUUUUUGUGUCCACCAAGUUGUUUGCUUUAUUGAUCAGUCACCCACAGGAUUAUUCAUAUUUCCAUGAUGAAUAGGAAAUAUCUCUAAAGAUGAAAAAGCAUCGUCGUUCUGUUCUGUCUGACUUUCCACAGUACAUAGCACAAAUUGUACUGCAGUGUACCUUCUACAAUAUUAUAUUAGGUACAUCCUUAUUCCAUUAUCAUUAAUGCUAGAGCUAAAUCAUCAUUUUACAGACAGUAAGCAGCUAAUGAAGCAGCAGAGUAUAAGAAGAGGCCACAAGCACUGAUAACAUUAGCUCUUUAUAGAUAGUGCUCUUUCUCCUCUCUCGUCUUAUCUCCUCUGAAGCUCAAUCUAUCCUAAUAGAGCUCUAAUAGCAGUCUGUCAUCCCCUGUUUCUCUCUCUUUUAGUAGAUCUACAGUGUCACUCACUCAUUCCUUCUCCCUUCUCUUGUUUUUUUUUUCUGUUUAUUAACUCCACAUAUUUCACUAGAAGUUUGUCAUUCCUGCUGCUUGAGAAUGUGUCGAGUCAAGUGUCUGUGUGAGUGUGUGUGUGUAGUGUGGAUAAGUGUGCCCAACCCUGUUCCAGCCUGAUUACCUCUCAGAGUGUGAACCCACACACUCACAAACACUUAAUCUUUAACUAGUCCUCACAGGCAGUUUGCCAUUGGUCUCAAACCUCUCUAUUUCUGCCACGGCUCUGACUUAAUUUCUGUUAUUAAAUGAGUACCAAACACAUGAGUCAGCAGCUCAUUCUGGCUUUAAUGUUUUUGACAGGUCUAUCCGGUCUUUCAAGGUGUGUAAGUGAUAGAGACAGGCACACAUGCUGAUGUUUUUGAAUUGUUAGUCAUCCAAUGAAACAACAACAAUAUGUUGAGACACAUUAUCUGUUUGUUUUCAUUCUGACAAGACACUUGAGUUUAGAAGAUAAAGCUGAAACAUUAUCAUCUUUAACCAGAAUGUGAAAUAACAGUUUGUUCAAGUGUAGCGUAGUUUGAACAUGAUUUCUAAGUUAGGAAAAAAAUUACACUUAAUCAGCAUUUUAGAGGUUGCACUAGCUGAUGUAGUUUCUCUGUAGGCAUAAGUUACACCUUGAAUCUUAGCUCUGUGUAGGUGUUAAGUCCUCUGUUAAAUGCCACUCGUCAUGGCACAUUGUUUUUAACCCUCACAUACUGUUCAAAUCCUGUACCCUCACAGUAUGUUCCGGGUCAAAAUUGCCCCUUCAAAGAGUUCAAAGAGCAGCUUUCUGUCACAGAAAGUUCUCUUGACUAGUUAGGUCAUUUUGACCUCUGUCUAGGUGUGUCUGUGUGACUGUAUGUCUGUGUGCGUGCGUGUGUGUGUGUGUCUCUGUCAAGGUAAUGAUAGUUUCAUAAUGAUUUGAAUAUAUCUUUUUGAACAACAAACCUUAUAUUGAACACUGUUGUUACUGUUUGUCACUUGUCCCACACUGCUAGAUCUAAAAUCCAUCUAAAUAUAGAUCAAAUUUGACCAGCCUUAGAGGGGAAAAAUUUGUAGCACAUAAACAAAAAUACACAUGAAUAUUUUUAAAUUAAUUUCAUGCAUUUUGGGCAACUUCAGGAAAAGUCAUCAAGAUUCAGGCUUAAAAAAUGAUGUUUAGGAUAUUUUUUACUGCUGUUAAAAGUCAAAACGGGUCAAAUUUGACCCUGAACAGUAUGUGAGGGUUAAAGAUAUGUUUAUUUGAAGGAGGCUAUACAGAGGCUUUAACCUGCUGUUUUAUCGCAUCUAUGUUGCGCUGUUUGCCUAUUUAGAGAAAUUUGUGGUGUGAGAGUCACUUAAAGCUUCUGUAAGAAACUUUCAACUUAUGUGAGUUCUGGUACCCCCAAUAGACAAAGAAGUCAUUGCAUGGCUAGUCUUUUACUUUUACUAUUAAUCUUGUAACUUAUGGUUUUGUUGGCUUAUUUUCAGCCAAUUUCAUAAACAUUAAAAAAAAAAAACUCCAGCUCAGCAGGCACUUUGAACAAACUGGCCUGGUGAGCAAAGGUUUUUAUUUUUCACUGACUGGCCAAAUGGAGUAAAAAUGUUAUUUCUGUGACAAUAUGUUGGUUGGUGUGAACUUGAUGUUCUACAAGCUAAGAUAAACCUUGUGCCUCUGUGGUGCAACCAAACACUGAACCAACUAAAGUUACCAUCAAACUAUAGUAAAUGUAUGAGUGAGUGUGGACUUAACUAUGGACACAACUUAUACAGAGCUGGUUUCAAUACUUAUUCUGUCAUGUAUGUGUCUGACAAAAUGUCUCAUUCAGUCAACUUAAUACAAACACAAACCUGUGUAUCUUUGCUUUACAAAUGUAGGCAAAAGCUGCUUUCAGGAGUGAAUUCCUGACAUUUUCCUGAUAAUAUUUAGGCCCAUCAGGUCCUGUCAUUUGUAAGAACUUGGCUUUCACACAUGAACCUCACACUGGGAGAAUGUCAGCACUCUUCAAACCCAAAAUACUCCUGGUGGAGGAAGAGGGAGGAUAUUACGAAUGAGGGAUGUUAAUGAAUUGAUAUUGUCAUAAUGACUCUUUCCCCACUGGUACUAUAGUUCUGUUUACCGAGGUUAGUGGAAAAUGGUAUAAAGCAGUAACAACCCACUCAACGUGAACAUUAUAAUUUGGAGAACUUUUGGAGAAAAUUACUUGCUAUAUAUUCUUACACUAGCUCACCCUGACUUCUUACUUCAUACUUUUAAUGAGGGUAAAGUAGGAAAAAGUUCUGAUUUAUUAGAGGUGACCAGAGAAGGGUUGUUUGCAGUUACACAUGCUGUUCACCUGGACAGUGUCAGGAAAUUUUCAGGAAUAAACUGCAUGUGUAAAAGAGGCUAGUCUGGUUGGCAGCUUGCAACUUGCCUCUCCUGACCCUGACCUGGCGUUAAGUAAUACUUUCACAGUUCACAGUUAUCUUCUGCUCUAUCACAGAGGGAUUUUGGACUUUGCAAUUCAUGCUCAUUGUUAGAGAGUCCUAACGACUGACUUCCUGGUGGACCAAGGUCUUUGCAACACGCCGGUCCUACGGUUACUGAUUGAACAGCUCAUACAGAAUGUAUGAGAGUCAGAAAAGCAGGGGUCAAGAAUCCAGUGUGUGUGUGUGCAUGUGUGGGUUUGGGUGUGGGUGUGUGUGUUAAAGCUUUUGUAAACCUACUUCAGUUUGAACAUACUGAAUGAAUAGGCGUGUUUAUCUACAGUUUGCAGUUAUUGAGCAUGUGUGUAUAUGACAACUGCUUCAGAUUCCACAUUUGUAACAGCUGUAUGUGCCAGUGUGACAACAGCAGCUGCUUUUUGUACUGCUUAUUGUGUGUGUGUGUAUGUGUGUGUAUGUGUGCAUCAGUACAGUACUGAGUUAAACGACUGCUCUGAAUAAUAGAUACACAGUGUGGCCUCAAGCCUGUUAAAAAAUCCAUGAGCUUCCUUUGCAGUCGUUUGUAUAGCUGAAGUGCAUAUAGGAGGCAGAAACAGAGUUUAUGGCCUGUGUGGGGAAAGUAAGGAUGAGUUCUGAGGGAUCACAAACUUGAUAUAGGAAGGAAAAGCAAUAAAGGCAAGAUAAACACUGACAUUUUAGCUGAAUUUCUCUGAGAAAAUACUCAUUGGAAGAUGGUUUCAGCCAGGUGGUGAAGUAUUUGCUCAUAGAAGUGUUGCAUCUCUUCAAUUUGAGUUAAAAAGAGAGUAUGAGGAUGUGGAGUACAUCACAGUGAAGCCCUGGCUCUUCAUGGUUUGUUGCGGUAUAAGAGUCAGCAGAAAAUGUUGUGAUAAGCUCAGUUUCAAGCAGGCACAGCAGCAAAAAAACCUUUGAGACACGUGUAGGGGCAAACUUUGGCUUUUGUCGACAAGCAGAAUAAAACCAGCUGCUCCUACGUUAUGGCCUCCAGCCUAACAACGAAAUAAUCAAUUUUGAAAAGAGUAUGACAAAGCAACAGUUUUUAAUGUGUAAGAUAGCACUUUCUCCUGGGAGACCAUACUGACUUUAGCCGGGAGCUUAAAGCAGAUUCCAGCAUUAAGAGACACACAUCAAGUGUUUAAGAAGGUUACACAAACACGAUGGGCUCUAUUUUCGUGCCUCGCCGGAGACAUGCCUCAGGCACGGCGUAAGUCAGGCCCACCGCGCCGACAAAGCUUUCCCAAGCACAAUUUGGUAUUUUGGUGAGCGGCGCAGCCCGGCAUAAGUAUCCCCGCCCCCCCAACUCAGCUCCUCCCAGCGGCGUAAGUCGUAGCAAGGGAGGAGAGAGGGUGUGGAGUGGAUUUAACACAGCCGAGACCUGUUUUCACCAAUCACAUAAGCUCCUCUCCUCGCCUUUAAAUCCGCCACCAGAGAGGCGUAUUAUAAUUUUCAUGAAGUAGUCAAAGAGAUCAAGAGACCAGAACUGGUUACACGCCACCAGCGAGCACAAAAAUGUCACUGCGCCAGCUGAUUCUGUCGACACCUCCCCCUGCUGCGCCACCAUGCCCAGCUUGGCGGGCCUUGGUGCGCCUCAGUCUACGAAAAUACCAAACUGGCUGUACGCCAGGCUCCGUCAGAAGAAAAUACCACUGCGUGGGGUACGCCACUCCACCGCAUCACGGGCGGACACGAAAAUAGAGCCCUAUAUCUUAAGUGACAAAGCAACCAGCUUAAUGGGUUCAAAGUAUUUAUGACUGUGUUCAAUUUAUGACUUUGAAUCCCAAGUUUAAGAAUAGGUAGAGGGAGAUAUUCAAAGCCAGACACCAGUUUUAUUUAGGGAUGUACCCAUCUGACUUUUUAAGUCCUGAUACUGAUACACAGGCUUUGGUAAUCAGCUGGUACUAAAGUGAUCCGAUACAGGCUAUAAAUGAUUGACCUGGUGUGGGUAAAACUAGAAAUUAUGUUUUGGCAACAUCAGGCUUUUCUAUAAUUGGAAAGAAGGAUAAUGCAAAUCAACAUAAUUUAUCUGACUUUAUUGAGUAAGUCAUAAAAAGUUACCUGUAGUAUAAUGCAGUAUUAUUAAGUAGUACAUAUUAUGCUCACCUUAUUUUUGGUCAAUUUCUGUAACCCCUAAAUCAUUGAUAACAGUUGAUCAUACAGUCACAGAAAAGAGAAAGAAAUCUGCCAAACUGGUCAACUGUUUGUCCUGUAAUCUCCUCUGUCAUUUCUACACUCUGAAAAUAUCACUGGGAAGUUUUUGGUGUCUUUUCUUUGGCUGCUGCAAACAUUAACUGUUCUGUUCUGUUUUCUAAUGCUGUGUCACUGUCUCCCUCAAAAACAUGAGCUUUGCAUACUGCAAGUUACUGUUAUUGACAUUGGUGAACCAGGCUUGAAACAGUUAGCUCCAAACUGCCGAGCUUCUUGAGAUGGUUAUUGUAAACACAAGAGAGCAUAGAACUGAGCUGAGGGAUUGGCUUCCUGGAUUGGCCCUCUAUCACGAUAUCCGAUCUAGCUUUUUAGGCAAGUAUCCGGCUAGAACCUGAUACCAGGAUUGGAUUGGUGUAUCCAAAUUUUUCUGAACUGUGGUAAUGCUGCCAUCCUCAUACUCACACAUCUGCAACUCUAUCAGUGGAAGUUCCCUGUCAGCUUGUCCUUCAUAAUCUUGCAGUCUUGUUUUUUCAUUUCCGCACUUGGAAAUAUUGGGUUGCUGUAUUGUUCACUUAUACUUCGAAAAUAGGAUUGUAUUAAUUGUUGCUUGUCAUCAUUCUGACUCACUGCCCCUGACUGUCGCUGCAUGCAGGCUUUGUUAAUCUUUCAGUUAAGAGUCCUGGAUGGUUUUACAUGAGAGUUAGUUGAAAGCUUCACAAGGCUUUGUAUUUUUAGGAUUGGGAGUGAGAGUAGGCUGGAGGGGGGGACAGAAGUCAUCCAGGGUGGGCCGUACUAUUAUUACCAAGGGUGUAACUCAGGGUGCUGUGGUGUAGCUCUGUAUUGUGUUCAAUGCCCAAAAGGUAUACAGAGCUUAGUUUAUGCAGCAUUAUCAUGAACCCUCACAGAUAUAAAAUACUUGUUAUCAAGCUACACGCUAUAUGUUGGUCAAAAGCCAAAUCCGCUCAAAGACCAGACCAGGGCUCCCCCAAUGGCAGCUGUACAUUUUUAUUGAAACAACCCUAAGUCACCACACACUUUUGUUUAUCCUUUCUAUUUUGUUCUCUCUCACUCCAUGUCUCAAAGUUGCUGUCUUUCUUCUAGAGUAUGGGAAAACAAGAUUUAGUUUUCACAUAGUUUAAAUGUGAACUUAAACAUGCAUGUAUAUGUAGAUAAAAACAUUAUUAUUUCAGGCCAAAACAUCUGUUGUAUAAGUCUACAAAUUAGAGUGCCAGUCUCAAAAAAUCGGGAUCAGUAAAGUCACAGCAGAAACACUGUUUACAUUGCUGUUCUUUGGUGGUCUGUCUAAGACAUUAGAGGGAGCGAGGGAGGGAGGAGAAAACGACAAAAAAAAUUGAUUUUUCAGGUCAAGACCCUUUCCCAAGGAUUUUCCCACAGUCUUGCGGAUGGCUGUGUGUGUGUGUGUAGAGGCAGGGAGUGCAAAGUACAACUGUAUAUCUUUAAGAAAACCAUCCAACAAUAUAGUAGACCAUUGUUGCAUACUAAACACCAUAAGAUAUACCUCAUGUUACUAGAAAAUCUGUCUCUGAAAAAUCUAAACACUAUUUGUACACAUUUGUACCAACUGUUUGUACUUAGAUUAGAAAAAGAUAAGUUGACUAACUCUAUUUCUGGACCAGUAGCUCUUUUAUACAGAUGGACACUUUCAGAUCUGUCUUAAUACAGCUGGUUUCUGAAAAGUUUUCUCUUGCUUUUAAAAGAAACGAUUAUGACAAGCACUGAAAAUGUUCCGAAGUUUUCAGGACUGCUUGGCACUUCUUUGUGGUCUGCAGUUACAACAGUUGGUAGGAUUAAAAAUUUAUCUACCGUCAUGCUUUGAGUUAGAAACUGGCAUUUAUUCAGGCAAAAUGACGUGUCGGCCGUCAUCAGUGUCCCCUCGGCAGUGUAACCAAGGUUCGUCACUUUUUUCACUCAAGGACUGUUCUCUGUCGCUGAGUGACAUCCUUGCGUAGGGCAACUUACAAAGCCUCUGUAGAGCACCGAAAUGCUUUUUCAAGAGCCGUGCAUGUGUCUGUGUAUGUGCAUGUGUGUGUAUAUGUGUGUGUGUAUGUGUGUGUUUACCAGAGUGACGCAGUGUCAGUCGCAGUGCGUCACUGUUCCUGUCAAACCACUGGACGACAUGCCUCACACACACACACACACACACACACACACACACACACACACACACACUGACACACACACACAGACUUGAGGGGCUUUGAAAAAUACGUUCAAACAGAUGGUGAAUGAUUACAAAAAGAUAUCUGUGUCCUCUAACUAGUGAACCGUUACAAGAACAGUGUAAUGUUAGUGGAAGCCUGAGAGACAAGUGGACGACUGGUGUUAGCAUGUGUUAGCACCAUAUUCAUACUGUGACAUCUAUUUCAGACAGCAGGAUGACAAAUUUUACUUGAGUCUCAAUAAGUUGGACAAAUGGGCUGAAGAAAUUGUCAGGAUCCUCAGAAGGAUCCCAUAAAGACACUGAUGAAAGAAUUACAUAAAUCCAUUAUGUUAAAGAUAUAAGAGCUCUGGUCCUCUGUCUGCCUUUUCAAUACUGUUAAUAUUCUGUCAUUGGCAAGCGAACAUGAAGUAAAAAUGAACAGUGACCUCAAUAUUAAGACUUCUUACAAGCUCCUGUGAGAAAUUCUCAACUUGUGUCAGUUUUGGUGCCCCCUGUGGACAAAGCAGACUCAUCUUGUCCUCUACGUACUUUGUUGGUAUUGAUUACAAAAAAGUGUCAUCCUGUUGACUUGUCAGAAUAUAAGGCAAGUGCUGAAAUAACUUUGGUAGAUGUAGCCAUCUUGUUUCCGCCUCCAAUUUAGCUUUUUUUUUUUUUAAGACUUGGUAGCUGAAACACUGAGAACUUGGGUGGGACGUCAUUUUCAGCUCCGACAUCUGACUCCCGAGGUAACUAAAAUGCAGCAUUAGGGCAUGCUAGCCACAGAGUUCAGUUUGGAGAGGCAGGAUAAUGUUUUUUAUAUACAUAUAUUUUAAUAAGGGAGAUUUCCGGGAGAAUACUAAUGCGGGAAGAGGGGUAAAAUACGGUAGUUUCCGGCCAAAAUAGGAUACUUGACAGCUAUGGCGUUGAGUCCACUGUGAAAUGCUAGUUUUUCUUGAGUGAAAGGUAAACCUGCAGGAUGAGGAGGAGCAGAGGCUUUAACCAGCGGUAUCAUGUCUGCUGUGCAUUUUUUGCUUUCUUUCCCUUAGAUGUGUAUAUCAACUAUUAUUUCAUCAGUAUCAUCAUUGCAGUCUGUUGUGGUUGUUUGAUGCCAGUGUUAUUAUUGUACACUACAGUCACUGUAGAUUUAGGAUGUAAGCCUUUCGUAUCAGCCAAUUACAAUGCUUUGUCAUAUUCUACAUACCUGUGCUACAGUAAGUUAAUCAUCAGGAGUUAACUGCAGUAAUUUUUUACUUGUUAGCCCAUUUGGACCCCUUUCUCUCCCUGCCCUGUGGUGCACAUCUUUGCCUUCACUUAUGAACAAUUUUGAUGGAAAUGUUACUUACCACUUUGUGAUAUUUAGAAUAUAUCUUUUCACCCAGCUGUAGUGAACAAUCAUCUCUGCCAUCUUUACUAGACAAAGGCUUUCUAACUUGGUAAACAUAAUAUUGGGGAUCUGUAUAUUAGUAACACUUGUGCUUGCUUUGUGCAACCACCCAGGUCAUUAGGGCUGACUAGUAACCAUUUUUUCCACUUCCUACAAUGAGGGACUUUAUGUGGAAAAAACAUGAAAUUUUCCAACCAUUCCCUCAUCAUCUUGCCUAGACUCUUUUGUAAAAUCUCAAUGUUAUAUUCUCACAUUAUGGAUGGAUGUCAUCUCUUUGCAUCACAUAUAUCAGAGCAAUGGGGAAAUGAUCCAGGAAUCCUCUGUCAGCAGAGAUAUAGGACUUGCCCUUUGUCCUCUGUCUGUGCAAGGCAUGCCUUUAUUCAAUUCAAGGUACUACAUUGGCUGCGCUUUUCUAAAGCCAGGCUUGACUGAAUAUUUCCAAACCUGAGCCUUUUAUGUGACAGGUGUAAACAGACCCCAGUGACUAUGUAUCAUGUGCUGUGGUCCUGUCCGUACCUGCCUGCUUUCUCCUUUGGUUGGUGUUUUUGGUGUAUUCUUAGCUCCAGCAGGUUUGAACUUCCAACCUUACUUUCAGGAGAACAUUGCCUUUCCCUUUCUAGUUUGAAGUUCACUUCUAUUUAAAUGGGAUGAUACAUUACCUCCAUCACCCAACCAAUGGAUAAAAGAUCUUUGAAGGUAUGAAUGUUCUGUUCUGCGCUAUAAAACCUGUUUAUAAAUGAAGUGUUAAGAGAAAAAAGAAAGGUCAUUCUCAGGGACUGGCCACAACAAGUGAAACUGUUAUAUCUGCAAUAAUAUUUUGUCUAAUUUGGACAGUGCAUGGCACUAAUUAAGAUGAAUUUUUAUGUCUUUGGAUCAAAACACUGACACAACUUAAGUCUGUAACUAGCUAGUUUUAAGAUAUGGUUCAGGGUCGACUCUAAAUAAGGACAUGACUGGUUCAGAGCUGGUGCAACAGGCCUCUGGUAUUUCAGUAUCCUAUUUGAUACUGUUUGUUUGACUCCAUGGCAGCGUAGCACAUAACCACUGAUAUACCAGGCUGAUUGAUGCAUGAUGAAAAAUCCUUUUUUCUUCAUUUGUAAAUUUCUGUGUUGUGUGAAGGUGUUUAUCUUGCAAAUGAGAGCUACACAGUGAGUUAAAGAGAUGGGGUGGUGGGAGAAAAAGAGAAACGCAGCAUUCAAAUAACUCCCCUCUCUGAAAUGAUGGCACAGAAGAGGAGGGAGGAGGUAUGGAUGGAUGGGAGGGAGGAAUGGAAGGGUAUUUGAAGGAGGAUCUUGUAAGAGCCUCAUCCCUCGGUUUCAUCAGCGUGUCCAAAUAUGGAGGCAUCUGCUGUUCUCAAGACCCACCGCUGACCAGAGAGAAACUUAGAGGGUAGGGAAGGAAAGAAGGGAGGAAGGAAGAAAGGAAGGAAGGAAAGAAGGAAGGAAGGGGGUUGAAAAAAAAGAGAAAACAAAUAGUGGGAGAAAAUUUCAGUGGAAGUAGGAUGACCAGAAAAAGAGAAGUAGAUAUAUGGAGAGGUUAAGGGAAAUGAUAGAUUUGGCAAGACAUAAGAGAAGAAGUUGAAGGUAAGGGUUAGAGUGGUAGUUCGGUACAAGAUGGAGAGAUAGAAGGCCAAGUUUAUGAAAAGCAAAAACAUGCUUAGGUCUAUUUUUAGUGCUGGAGUUGUUUGUUUUCUGUCUGUUCUCAGCAGCAAGAUAAAAGUUAAGAACGAGAGAAAAGAUGAAAAGAUAAAAGACGACAAAGUGAACUCUUAAGUUUUACAAACUCUAAAGUCUGCUUCAAGUCUGUUUCUUUGGUACCAAAUUGAUUGAUUCCUUUUUAACUUUCCCCACUUGUCUUUCACAUUCACACGCACGCACGCACGCACGCACGCACGCACGCACGCACGCACGCACACACACACACUCUAUUUUCACAUGUCCACUUUUCUGUGUGUGGGACCAGAGUGGAGCCAGUGACCUUUGGGUCACUGAGGAUUGUUUUGAUCAUGUAGCUAGAAGCCGCUGUAAGGUCAGAGGUUGUUUGUCAGGAAGUGCAGAGUCCAGAUUGAUACAGUCCAUACAUGAUUGUCUGAAAUGUCAGCUUUAGUCUGAGACCUUCACCCAGACACUCUCAGGGGGAUGAACAUUCACACAUAUUUGAGGUGCCAAAUCAUGUGCCAGUCCACACUUAAGCUUUAACUCCCACCAGUUUGUGUUUAGUGUUUGUAAAGAUAAGUUCUGAUGGCAGCUCGGCUUUUCGCAUUGCAGUGUGUGAAAGGGUGAAUGAGGACUGCAUGAUUUUGGCCCAAAAUUAAAUCCUGAUUUUUUUUCUUAUUCAGUGCCUAUAAAAUUUUAUUAAAAAUAAAAAGGUUUCGUAUCAUCUCUUAAAACAAAACCACUGAAAACGAUGAGACAGAAGAAGAGUACAGAGCAUUCUUAUCAAGGUUGUUUUGGCCGGACACGUGCAGGCGCCAUAAAAGAGUUACGCUGUGUGUCACUUAAACAUUUCAAACUAGAAAAGCACUCGGAGAGCGCAGACCUCCACCAAGCAGCUCACAGUAUCCGGAAUUUUGUCUGGAUCAGGAUCAACCUUUGACACCUCAUAAAACUCAUUGAGAUCCUUUUGUGUAAUUUUUUACUAAAGACUCUGGCCAUUUUUAUAGAGUUAAAUGCAAAAAUUCCAAAAUUUGCCCUAUCUCACAAUGAAUAAGAAUCCUUCAAAAAAUUCCUGGAUCCAGAAGGUGAUGCGGAUCACCACCAAAAUGUAAUGUGAUCCUCCUGGGGCUGAGACACACCUCUGGUGAAAAUUUCAGGUCAAUCCGUCUGUUACUUUCUCCAUAAAGUUGCUAACAGACAAACAAACAAACAAACAAACAAACAAACAAACGCUACCAAAAACAUAACCUCCUUGGCGGAGGUAAAAAUGCAGAUAGGUUUACACACAGAGAUGUAACGGUAGUUGUUUAUGGAUUUAUGUACUCUCUGACCCAUUUUCAAAAAGAACAGUUUACAGUCACCCGAAAUGUGGAUGAAACACCAAUAUGACAAAAAAUUUUGUGCUCACUCCUGAAUUAGUUUCCAUGUGGACAGGUUCAUACCGCCUUCAGACAGACUCUGUAGCGGGGAGUGGUUUGCUCUUCGUCCAAAACUGCCAAGCCGUACUAAUUCCACACGACUGACUUCCUCUUGCCCCUUUUAGCCAGAAAAUUAUCACCCUCUUUUGCAAACGCCAUGUUUGUUUACACUGGUGUGUGUGGGAACUGGGGAGCGCUCUUGCAGGAAGGGGGAGCCUACAGUGGCCUGGAGGCACGAGACAUGAUAAAGAGGAAAAUAGAUUUGAUCAUUUUAAUUUUUUUAACAUCGUCAUAAUCAAAUAAUCCAAUUCCAAUUUAAAAUCGAUUAAUUGUGCAGCCUUUGGGGGAAUGUGACAUGUAGAGUGUCAGAGCUAAAGACUAGGAAAAAUCUACACAAGUGCAGUCUCUUGAACUUGUUGUUGCUUCCAGGCUGACCAGGGCUCUCCAUCACGACCUGUUGGCCAGGUCAGAUUAAGCUCGGUUUGAUCGAACAAUUCCUUAAGAGCAAAGCAGCUAUUAAACCCUUUUUUCACACAUGAACUCCUGACAUUUUCAAGAGAAGUCAGGGCUGAUAUUCUCAGAAAUCUGCUUCUCACACAUGGGCUGUUUUGUGGCUGAUUUUUGUGUUGGAUGUGCCAUCUUAACUGGAAAUACUCUGCUUGGUUUGGCUGAGGGGUUGCUGGGUAGGACAUAUGGGAAGAGGAGUCUUCUAUACUGGUAAUGUUUCUGUGAUUUUAUCACUACAAUAUGUGCAAGGACAGUUUCACGUUGAGCAGUAAAAAGUUUGAUCAACUCAAUUUGCAGGUGUAGAAAGUGGACAGAUAGCAUUUUGACUUGCUGUGGUCAGCACAAAUUUUAUUCUUCAUAUUGUCAUCACACAAAUCACAAAAAUUAUUUUCUGCUUUGGACUGAAAUGACCAAAGCAGUCACUCCUAAAAUCAUUAAAAUAACUUUUGUUCUAUUUAUUCCCUGAUUGUCUCUGCAGUGUGCCAGUAUCUGUGUGCACGACUGUGCAAGUGAGCAAGGAGUGUGUUCACAAGAGAGUAAUUUUCUGAUGUUUGUGUGUGUAUGUGUGCGUGUGUGUGUGUGUCCUUGGUGUGUAUGGCCUUUGGGUGUACAUGUGGAAUGUAACAACUCAGCUUCAUUUCCUCCCCAUUCAUACUUAUGUUCAUUCAUUCAGUCUUUCAUUCAUUCAUUCCACUCGUGUGUACAACUUUUAUAUUUAGUAAGUGUGUGUGUGUGUGUGUGUGUGUGUGUGUGUGUGUGUGUGUGUGUGUGUGUGUGUGUGUGUGUGUGUGUCUGUGUGUCUGUGUGUGUGUGUGUGUGUGUGUGUGCGCGGCACGCGUGCGUGUAUUACAGUGUCACACAUUUGGGGUGUCUUCUUACACACCAGGAAAGGAGAGGCAAAAAGGAUCACUGCAGUGCAUAACCCUGGAUGAGUCAUACCAACAGGAUAUGACAACUUUUGUGUGUGUGUGUGUGUGUGUGUGUGUUCAGAUUUAUCACCCCUUCAAUAUGUCUCAGACAGGCAGAGGCAGCAUAUUUCCUGGAAAGGGUGUCUGGAGUGUGAGAGGCUGUGACCUCUCGUGUGUUUGGUUUGUGUGGUUACUUCACACACCUACACAGGCCGAAACAUCUCAGAAUGCCUCUGUGAAAAUUUACAUUUAUGUAAGGUGCUGUUAAGAGGUUUAACACUGGAAUAAAUGAAUAGGAUGGAUGCAUUGCUAAGAAGCAGGUAGUAAACAAAACCUCAACAGAAGAAGAAUCGACAUAAAGAAGACAAGACUUUCCAAACAAUCGGUAACGUGACUUAAUCUACAUCCCAUGGGCCUCUUGCUAACACGAGCAACUUUUACCUGCUGAUUGUAAACUGGGACAAAAAUAAUAUGCCAGUAAAAUCGCCAAAAGCAACUGAUUGAAUUAACUGUGUUUGAAAUGAGUGUAAUGCUAACAACAUGAUGAUGACAGGGCAACACAGACUUACACUAUGACGACAGCUUGUACAUUUGUACCAGUGCGAUCUGCAUACAGACAGAUGUGCAGACAAUUUUGCUGUUCUGGUCUUGAAAAUGAUUCUCCUCGUCCAACCUCUGAUUUUUUUAUUCUUCUAGUUAUGUGUUGCUUGUGCUUGUGGCAUGAUAUGAUUAAUGACACCCCAAUAUUGAGUUCUAACCUCAGUUCAAGCUUACUUAAAGUAGAAUUUGUACAAGGAGUUGGUAAGAAAAGUGUAAGUAAAGUUUGGCCCAAAAACUUCAGCUGCGUGCAUUUGCAUAUGCAAACCACUCUGAAACAUGUGUGAACACAGCUUUAUGUGGCAGUUUUAUUCUUUGAGGGAAUACAGGUCUGCAGUGUGUUUUGCCCACCAGGGUUUAGAUACAGUUAGGAUGUGUGAGUCAUUGUGAUGGGGUGUACAAGAAGGGCAGCAUCCGAGGUCACUUCAUGUGCGAUGUUUAACAGUUUCAGUCAGGAGUUUUAGUUUUACUAAUUGCACCUGAGUGGUGGUGUCGGGGAGAGACAUCCUAAAAUCACGGUUUAAUAUGUUUGCAGUGAUUUCUUUAAGGCAACUAUAGGGAAUGUUUUUAAUCGGCCUGUUGUGCUUUGGCAGUUCUGCAUACAGCUGCAGUCUCCAAGGUAGCAGACACAAUGAGACAUAAUCAGAGAACUGUAGUCUCGUGGUAAUAGGGUCAGACUAAGGUUGAAUAUGCAUUAAGAUGUAAGGUUUCCUAUCACGUCUUCUUUAUUAAAGGUGCAUAGUUCUUAUGCUUAGCUGUAUGUGUCUAUGGCAACAGGAAGGUCUAUUUUUUUCCUUUAGUUUUUCAGCAGAUAUGAAGUAGACUGUUUCCCAAGCCCGUAUUUUAUCUGAUCUUAACAAAAAUUAACUGGACCUGAGCCCAAACCGACAUGUAAGAGGUGAGACUUGAUAAGCUCCAACUUCAGAAUAAAUGGCGAACACUCACUUCACUGGGCUGAUUCCUAUUUGAUUUGAUCUGACAGAGAGUGCUUCCAUCUGUAACCUUAUCUGACUUCAGACCGGCUUAAAUUACAUUAGGAGUGAACUGAGUCUUACCCUUUUCCUUCUGGCCCUUUCUCUCAUUCCUGGUCAUGUCAAAAGAUCUGAUGUAUUGGUUUAUUUAAAUGUGGCAUCUUUUGCAGCAGUAAUGCUUUAUUAGAAAUCAGAUUUUUUGAAUAAAAUGGAGCUGUCUUAUCUUUUAAUUGGAUCAUUUUAAUGGAUGAGUGGCAUGCUGUGAUUUUCAGCUGUCAUAUAGUUUACUGAGACCCUGAAUAGGAAUUUUGCUUAGACUGGAAACAAGAAGGAAAUCGGGUCCUCUCAUGUUCUGUUAAUGCUCAAAAGUAUUAACCCAUGUUGUAGUUACGUCAACAAACCUGGAGCCUGAGUGGAGUCUCAAAACUAGUCCUGAUGAUGUGAGAACUGCUGUUUCAUUCUGAACUUUACAUUGUGUGAAUCUUGACCGGUGGUUGGCUUGUUCAAAGAUUUUAAUCACCAGUGAAGCUACAGCGCAGUACACUGUGUUUCAUCUAUAGCAUGACACGGGAGUGGAUUUUCACUCCUGUCCCGUCCCGCUCCCAGAGAAAAAAUCCCGUCCUGUCCCAAUCCCGGACCAGAGUAAAAAAUAAUAAUCCUGUCCUGUCCCACUCCCGUAAAAAAAUUAGGUAAAAGUGGCAGCCGAGUAGGAGCGGCUGCCGUCGCCGGCAGCGACACACAUAAUUUUCACUUCUUUUUCUUCUUUUUUUCCACUUCCGGUAGUGACAGGAAGUCAAACCACUGAUCUAGUUCUUUUGUGUUGCUAGCGCGGUCAAUAGUGUUGGCUCUCACUGAGAGGUGACUAGGAAAAUGGACGCAUCAUAAAAAAUGACUCCCAUCCCGUGGGAUUCCCGCAGGAAUCACGUGACCCACAGGAAUUCCCGAAAAAUGUCAUCCUCUAGUUUCAUACUUGUGCAAUGAGCCUCUCUUAAUGGGGAGACGCUGUCAUGGAUUCUGCUGCCAAGGGGUAACUAAGUCUUUUUUUUAAUGUCCAAAAAAACCUGCAACCCAUCCAGUCUUGAUCAGAGUUUUAACAAAAUUAAAAGAAAAAAACUUAGACCCAGGGCUGUGUCCAAAGGGGGGCACUGGCACUGGAUCUGAUUCGUGACGGGAAUUACAGCUCUUUUUAGUGAACCAGAUCUUUCGGUUCUGCUCACCAAGUAGAACCGGCACUUUCAGCUCGGAAACGGCUCUUCAUUUUACCACUUAUACAUUUUCUAAUUUGGCUAAAUUUUGCGUUUUUUGGCUUAUAUACUUUUUUGUAUUUUUGUGCUGAAGUAUUCACAAGUAAACGCUACAUUUUCUAAUAUCAGUAAAUUGCUGUAGCCAAUUGUUUUCAUUGAAUUUAAAGACCCUUGUAACUCUCUGAAACCACCCAAUGAAUGCACUGACUUGCUUGCAGAACCAUUCAGCUACACAAAGCAGAUUCUGCCUUGUAGUUUUUUUUCUGUGGGAGGAAAACAGAUAGAGAGAAAAGAGAAAACAAAGAAAAACAAACAAACAAAAAAGAGGCUCUUAGAUGGGAGCUGGCUCCCAUCAUUCACGUUAAAGAGCUGGCUCUUUGAACCAGUUUGUUCGCGACCAACACAUCACUAGAUCUGAUAGGCCCAAAUCCCGGACAGUGACUAGAAUACUUUCCUCGUUGAAGGCAGGACUUGUGUAAAAGUUUGGAUUAUGUUAUGAAAGACUACCAGACUGUUUUCUUGGCAUUUAAUUGUAGAAUUAAAGAUAGUUUAAAUAGGUUGCGAUGACAGAGAGAAAUUAUGUUCCGGCCCCCCUUGCCUCAGCCACCCUUGAGAAAGAAGUCCGGACAUUUCUCCUCCUUGAUGGAUCUUCAACAUAUUUGACAUGUUGCUCUUUUCUUUUCGGCUCGUUCACAUUUGCUGUAAAGUCUUUGAAAGCGAAGUCAAGAUUGGUAGCAAGCGUCUUGUUGGAACUGUUGCUGAAUGAAACACAUGAUCCGAACAGAAAAAGUAUCGGGGCCUUAUUCAAAAAUAACUAAGAGCGUUAAUAAAACAGACUUUAUCAAUAAAUAAGUCAGAGUGCACGUCUUUAUCCAAAGAGUCUGAAUGCAGCCAGUGCUGGAGUCUGAGUUUUCAGUGAAUGAGUCCAGACUAUGAGGACUUGUAUUGGACUCAAGUCAGAGUCCUGGACUUCUGGACAGCUCUGGUAUUUAAAUACUACAUUUCUUAGCCUUUGUGGUGUGUGUUUGCAUGCCUGUGUAUUGUAGUGGUCGCAUCUGUCCUCAGCUGAACUCUCUCCGCUCCAGCCAGCUGGUUUAAAUAAAUCAAUAAAAAUCAUUGGGCUGCAUUGAGACUUUAGGGUGCUGGUGUCACUUUCUUUUUCCCUGAGUCCUGCAUUUACAGAGCCUGGAGUACAUCAAUACACACACACACACGCACACACAUACACUCACACACUCACAAAAGAAGGCCGUGCAGUGUAUUUCAUUGGCUCUGGCUGCACAAACUCAGUAGUAAAGGACUAUCUCUGUUAUGCCUUUGAGCUAAGAUAAAUACAGAUGAUACAGAGCAUGUAGCGCCUUUUACUUAUUUUAAAAGUGGUUAACAUUUAUGCAUCUGGACUAGAGUAAACAUGCAUUAACCUGCUGUGGACUUAAUGGUCGGAAAACUACACAUUUGGAUUGUCUAUGAGCUCUUGAACGCUGUCCCAUUUGGAGGCCUGGUUUACAGUUUAGCGCAGGCUGUUGAUAAAGUUAGAAAGCUGAAAUGGAAGUAGACAAGGAAUGUGGGUUAUGUGAGGCAUGCUAAACUCAGUGACCUUCAAAGUACUCUCCGUCUCUUCCUCCCCCUCGCCAUCUCUUUGCCGUUUGCCACUCUGCUGAUAUUAACUUAAACUUCCUCUGACUUGACAACAUUUCUCCUUACAUGCAGGACCAUACGAAAGCUACAAAGGGACAUUGCAAAACGUCAGACAGUGUUCAAAUCUGUGUCCACAGCCAAAGCAUUUGCCUGAAAAAAAAAGUUUAAUAGAAAAGAAGAGCAACCAUGAAAUAGUCACCCAAAUAUUGAACUAAAAAGUUCUAGUGUUACUCAGGCCAAAUUUAAAAUGCAGGAUGAUAAAGUUUAUCAUACUGGCACAGAGUUUCUUCUGCUGAGCUUCUGUCUCUUUUUAAUGGUUCACUAUAGCAGAUCUGCUGUGUGAGUGUGUGUCUGUGUUACAGUCAGUGAGCGAGAUCAAGAGCGCAACAGAAAGAGGGAUGAAAGGCAUCAUUAGGCGAUUCACAGCUGUAUGCUUCACUUGUUGUACAGAAGGACGCUGUUGACACCCAUUAAAACACAGCUCCUGUCUAAGAGCUAAUGGACGGCAGUUAUGAACUUUUGCAUGAUUGUGUGUGUGUGCGUGUGUGUGUGUGUGUGUGCGUGUGUGUGUGUGUGUGUGUGUGUGUGUGUGUGUGUGUGUGUGUGUGUGUGUGUGUGUGUGUGUGUGUGUGUGUGUGUGUGUGUGUGUGUGUGUGUGUGUGUGUGUGUGUGUGUGUGUGUGAGUGAGUGAGUGAGCUGAGGUCUCAUAAAUGGCCUUUGUCUCCUGUUUGGCUUCGACUCAAACCUCAAAGUUAGGAUUGUUAUUGGCCUGAAGGUUGAGGACAUGUGCCAGGUCUUCACUGUCCCAAACCCCAGAACAAGACACACAGUGCCUCCAGAGAUAAGUUCAUUGUUCGUUAUGCAUUCAUAGCUGAUUAGAUUUAGGCAGACAGGGGAGCAGGACAAAAAGCUGUGGUGAAACUCUGUCAUGUCUGUGGCCUUCAUGGUGGUCCGCUUAAAUUCUACUAAAUUGUUUUAUAGUAAUGGAUUUUUGUGGAUUAACCCUCACAGUACGAGCCAAAUCGAUAAAAGUGGCUGAAGUUUGGUCAAUAAUGUGACCACUUUAAAUUGUUUACCACAAGGGUUAAAAAUUCAGACCUAAAGAUAUUAGCAGAAGUAUGUCUCCAGCUGCAGCUUGAAAAGAAAAAAAAAAACAGUUUGACACUGUCUAGUUAGUACAAAGAAAUUAUCGUACUUUUUAAUUUCCAUAAGAGCCAGUAUUACAGGUGGAGCUUAAAAAUUGGAACAGACAAAAAAGUUCCAUGAUAUAAUUCAAAUAUUUCCAUAUAGAUCAGAUUCAUCACACACAAAGUGAAAUAUUUGAAGAGUAUUUUGUUUUAACCUUGAUGAUUAUGUCCUACAGUUUAGGAUAAAAAAACACUUUUACAAAACAUGAGAAUAUUGUGAAAAAGUCCAGUUUCUUGUCAGAUAUUUCAGUCCCGAUUCACUCUGAACACCUUCAAAAGUUUGCUGAAUCUUUAUUUUCUCACUCUGGUUCAGUACACACAACCAUAACCAUGGGGAAAAAUGCUGACCCGACACUUGUCCAGAGGACCAUCGUGGACUGAAAUAACGGACAAGGACCUGGACUUUUUGAAGAUUUUUUAAGAUCAUCAAGAUCCAAACAAAAAAGUCUUGAAAUAUUUCACUUUGUGUGUGAUGAAUCUACAAUACAUGGAUGUGUCACUUUUUUUGACCUGCAUUCUAUGUUAGACAUUAACACAUUUGCAGUCAAACACUCUGAACUCCUGCGUCACAUCAACAUGGCCUUUGAGUCAAUCAUUACAUGAUUUUCACUUUACAUCUUGGAAUAAAGAAAAAAAAGAAAUGAAGUUUGCCCACCAUCCCUGACGCGCCAAAGGGCUGUUGGUAAAAGACCUCUUUUUCAAUGUAUUUAGUCAGUGUUUUAACCUUUUGAAAUUAUAGGUCCAUUUGUUUUUGAAGGGAUGAGACAUCUGCGGUUAACUCUCAACUGAAGGAUACAAACAAGCUCGCUGAGACUCAUUUCACAAUUCUUUCUGACCUCCUGAGCCCACUGAGGAGCGUUAGAGAAAGACUGUUUUGUAACGUGUCAGCAACUGUUUGAAAGUGGUAUUUGUUUUAAAAAGAGUUCACCUGAGGAGGUGGUUCAGUUACCUCCUAAAACUUUAUGAGAAAUGAUCUCUGAGGAGUUUUUAAUGUUGGUUUGAGAAGUUCAAAUUCUGUUUGAGACUGAUAAACAAAAGGUCAACAUCGACUGACAAAACAAGACUCUUUUUGACCAUUCAAAUCUGAGGGCUGCCCAUCAAGUUAUCUCAUUUCUGGUUUAUUACUGAAGCGGGUACUUUAUUUAAGUAAUAUUGAAUUUUUACACCCAAGAAGUACAAAUAUUUCAGAGUUUCAGAAAAUGACCAACUUGUACAGAGAGGAUGAAAAGUGAGAGUAAAACUGCAGAGGCCUCCAGUGAGAGGAGAGCCAGACUUGACAUGAGGGGGAGUGUAUGCGUGCGUGUGUGUAUCUGUGUUUUUGUGUGUCUUUAAGAGCUGUUAGAAUCAUUAAAAAUGUUGAAGAUACGCUGUAGUACACAAACGGACGUCUGAACACACCCACGCUGCAUCAGACUGACGCACAUGCUUUCACAUAUGGGUCGCUGCUCAUCAGUCACACUCACGCACAGGCUGAAACAUCACCUCAUAUUUCUCUCUGCACACCAGACAGGUUGACUUGACAUUCAACCGGGUCAUGAGGAGCUUCUCUAAUGGAUAUGUUGUCAUAAUUCAAACCUUCAAAUGUUGUCUGUGCAACUCUUGAGUUAUUCUGUUGUGAUUUCAAAGGAAAGCAGUCCAACGUGGAUGUAUCAGCAGGACUGAUUCAAAGACCUCCUUUUUUUGUGCCAUUUUUACUAGUAAAGUACUUUUUCACAUCACAGAGUAAAGUGAAAAUAAACAUAGAGAUAAAAGUUCUGAAAAGCUGGCUUGCUUUAUGCUUUCUUUUAUAUAUUUUUUUCUCUUAAUAUUUUAUUAAUGCUUUUGCUUGACCUCUUCGACUCAUUCACAACAAAAACACUUCAGUCUAAACAGAAAACAGUCAGUGAACCUGCAGACAGUAUCUCUGUUCUGUAAAAUGAAACCCAAGCCAUGAGGAACACAGUGUUAAUAAAAGAACUUACAUGGAAAAUAUUGACUUCAUUGCAGUGUUAAGUGUUGCAGUGUUAAGACAUUUGAAAUGUCAUCUACACAGUGUUUGCACAGCUGGAGGUGUGAUCUACUAGAAAUAUGAUCUAUUUUAAAUUUGAUUGUUAGAAAUUGUGUUAGAAAUAUGUAAACAACAUAGUCUGGUAAAGUUACCAUGUAUCUGACCCAGAAGCCUUUUAAGCUCCUGUGAAGAAGUUCAUGUUUGUGACAGCACAGAAAGCAUCUAUCUCAAUUGCUUGAGUAGGUCACUGAGAGUAUUAACUCUAGUCUGUUUUGUAACAGGCAAAAAAUCUCCCUAUCGGAGCUUUAAAGACACACUGAUGCAGAAAUGGACAGCAGUGGUGUUUCUACAAAAACACAAAAGAAGCUGUAUGAUAUUGACUUAUUUCUGUGCUGCCUUGAAAAAUUUCUCCUGUUGAGCAGAGCUGCCAAAUGGAGGUCUGUGUCAAGUAAAUAAUGCAUAAAACAAGAAAAUGUGAUAACAGCAGUCAGUAUAAAUCAGACGAACUCCUGGACUAGGUCUCCUUAUGCCCUCCAGUCAUCAGCAUGCUAACAGGGUUAGCACCUUUAGCUGUUUGAACAAAGAGGCCAGCUAACAGGUUACUGUGUGUUUGGACAGGCUGAUAGCAGCUGGCUAUGAGCCACUGCUCUAAUCCUCUGUUUGUAUAUUUCCUUGUUGGCCCAACACCAGUGUGAACUCGGCCAGAGCUCUGGGCUGAUGUGCAAACAUAGUUGGUGAAACACCCUGUAUUGCAUUACCACUGGUCAGUGUGAGAGCAUCAACAAAAAGUGGCUGUUGAAGAUUUGACUGAUACUGGGGAAAUAUUUUCACACAAUUCUCGUAAAUCAGCAGUUCACUGAUCUCUGAUCCAAUAUUUUUGAUUGGACUCUAUGUGAUAAACACUGACAGAAAUUGUAAGUAGUACAUUUGAAACAAAGCAAUAUGAACAUAAUGUGACCCAACAAUCUGCUCAGGCACCAAACAGCCCAUCAAUCAACUCCUGAUUUUGAUAUGUGAUUGUAAACAAUGCGAUUGAUUCUGUCUUUGUGUCCCACCUCAGGGUUGAAAACCUACCUGAUCUCAGGCAGGAAGCUGGAACAUGAUGUUCAGUGUGGCUGCUCUCAACUGGGACUUUCAGCCGGAGUCAGCCUUCCCUCCUGCCCUCAGCCCCGCACACCAGACCUCAUCCCCGGGGGAGCUCAGGCUGCUGAGCCCCUGAUGCCUCACCAACAACCAGACAGGCUCGUGGUAUGUUCAGAAGAAGUAAUCAGAAGGACUAUUUUGUCCUUCUCUGAAACUAUCUGUCAGGUUCACAGUUUCUGAGCCUUAUUGAUAGGUGACAGUGGUAACUGAUUAUACUUAGUCCUUAGGUCUUGUCAGUAAGACUUAAAGGUGGGGUAGGCAGGACCUGAAGAAGUGCCAGUUUUUUUGGGAGAAAUCUUGGAUGAAAACUCUACCCCUCUCAACCAGUUUUCCCCUCAGCUCCUUCUCUCCCCUCCGUCUCUGCUCCAGCAAGCCCCGCCCACAAACAGACGCUCCUGCUCGCUCAUAUCGUUUCAAUUAAAUUCAGAUAUAAUGCAGAUAAAUACUUCAGAUAACUACAAAUGGGGCUCAGUCAACAUGAAAGUAAAGAGCAUUGGUGCUACUGUAGAUGCCAACAGACUACCAGCAAACUCGAUGUUUGCAGGACUUCUACAACUAGGGUAAAGUGACAUACUCCAGGACCUGCAGUAAACAGUUAAGUGGUGCUACAACACGCAGCAGGUCUCUUUUGACAAGAAACACUUCUGUUACAGACACUUGGCUUACUUUGUUAAAGUGGUUUACCUGUCCAGCAGAAAGGUUACAGGGUCCGUAAGAUCCCAAAGCGUCCCCCAUCGUUUAUGCUGAUGUUGACCCAACUUCUUAGCUCUUGACUGGUCUACCUCUGUUUGAAGUGCUUGUUAUUCCGCCAGAGUCUCUAACUAACAGCUAUUGACUGAUACUAAAAGCUUUUUUUAUACACCACAAAAAAGAUGCCAUUUUAACGGAAUCCUGCCCACCCCACCUGUAAACACUUUGGUCUGCUAAUGUAGCUUUUCAAACUGUCACUGUGUGAUGUAAUUUGUCGCCUCUGUGUUGUCUUAUCUCUCCAGCCUCCCUGUGUGGCCCGCGGUGUGGUUUCAUCUUUGGGGGCAGAGCAUGGAGAAGAUGUAGCUGUGCUGAAUGGCUGUCAGGAGGAGCACAAGACCAGCAGUGCAAAGGUGGAACAUCCACAUGUACAUGAAAAAUGAGAGCGCACAUGCACCCUUUUAGCGGUUACUGCCUGAAGCUGUCCCACCCAGCAAAAAGUUGUUGAAAAGACAUUGAAAAGACGUUGAAAGGACAUUGAAAAGACGUCUUCACCAUAAGUCUAAACAACGUUUAGAUUCGGACCAUCUAAAUAAAGCCCAGAUUUCAACAUCUAUUUUUGGGCUGAAUUAUGGCCAUGACGGGCCAGCGUGAUUUAGCCUGAAAGAAAGAUGUCUAAAUGAUGUCGGGUGUUUGGUGGAGUCUGUCCACAAAAAAACUUGCAACAGGAGCGAAGAGGUUUUUCAGUUACUGGGGUCAAGAAAAGUUCCAGGGGAGUUACUUUCAUCACAGAUGCUUAGGGAGUGACAUGCAGCCAGUAGCAUUUUUGAUUUAUUGCGUUGUGCAUUAGAUGGUGACAUGUUUAUUCAAAACAACAUAAAGUUAAAUGAAAUUUUAUUGAUGAGAUCAGCAUGAUGUCAUCUAGAACCAGUUUAAGACAGGUUUGCCUCUCUGCACUGUAGUCUGUUUUUCUCCAUCUCAGUGGAUCUUUCAUCCUCAGUGGAGACACAGAAAAAACUGAAAUGGAAGGACUUUUGAGCCCCUUAAAAAGAAGCUCUUGGGACCGAGAGAUCUGGUUACUUAUGGUGGAAAUAUGGCUUGAGCUACUCAACAAUCUUUGGAACUUAUCUGUCUGUCUUCUGUUUUUUUUCUCCCCUUUUUUUCUCCAUUGUCUUCUUUGCAACCAGUUCAUCCCAGGUCACAGCCCCAGAGCAGCCAACGGUCUCUUAAGUCCCCCGCUGGAGGACCCGGUGCGGGCCAGCCAAAGCUCUUUGUGUGACAUGCUCCAAGAGAAAGAAAAGAAGACCAGCACCAGCACAGGGACCGGCACCAGUCUGGGUAUGGCUGGCGGCCCAGGAGCAGCAGGAACAGGGAUGGAUCACUCAGCUCUGAUCCAACUGCGUGCUAAGAACUUCAGAGAAAAGAGCGACGUCCACUUUGUGGAUGUUAUUAGAGAAGACAGGUGAGCAGAAAAUAAUCGCUAGAGGUUAUGAGGAAGUGACCAUAUUUGAUAAGGUCUGCAGAAGGAUUUUUUAAUCUGUAACAGCUAUUGAAGAAUUAAAGCUUAUCUGUCAAUCCAUACUAGAAAUUGUGAAAUGUGAGAAAUUGAAUCUUACAUUUAAUUGUCUCACAAGUGUGACAGGAAGACAGGUAAUACAAUGUUUAAGCACCAAACCUUUCAUACUUUGCUCUGCUCUAAUUGAGUGGGUAAACUGGUAAAAACUCCUAUUCCUCUUAGUUGAGGUUUGUUUACAUGGAGUAAUAUUCAGGCAAAGCAAAAUGCAUCAUGUUCAGCCCAGUCAACUGGUUAUUAAGAGGGGUGAGAGUGGCGAAGAAAACAAAAAUAGAUGCCUGCAUUUAAGAAUUUAGAGAAGGCAGCAUACCUUGUUGGGUAGCUGGGUAAAGAGAGUGGAGAAUGAAGUGCAGCAAAGGGUCAUAGGCUGAGAUCUAACUUAUGCUGUCUGCUGUUAGGUCUAUAGCCUUUAUUCACACAGCUGCACAUCUAAACAGCCGGGACAAACUGCACCUUAUUUGGUGCAUUGAAUUUUUAAUGGUUUUUUUAAGUAUCUGUCUAGUUGAUUUUGAGUUCUAACUUGGAUGUAAUCUAUCAUUUGGUCUCGUCAUUUAUAGUCUGAUGAAGGACUACUUUUUCAAACCGCCCAUUAACAAACUCAGCCUCAAUUUCCUUGAGAGACCUCUGGAGAAAGCAUACCGCAGCAGCUACAAAGAGGAGGUAAACACACACGCACACACACACAGGUUUGUUUGCUUUAUUCUCCACAAAAGGCUUUAUUCUGCUAAUCUUUUAUCUCUUAUAUUCUCUUGCCACACACACACGCACGCACGCACACACACACACACACACUUUUACUACAUGAUCGUAUCUUAAGGAACUUUGUACUGAUCUAUAUGCUACUUUAAUUAAACCGCUUUACUGCCUUUCCUCAUUACCAAUAUUUGAUUACUUCUCAACAAAAGAGACUCAUGUUCAUACAUUAUGACUUCAAGCUUUUCAUAACUUCUCUACCCCUGGAGUGUAAAUAAUGCACAUAUAUUAAACAUAUAAAAAGUUGUAACCUCAAGAAACUCUGAAUUAAGACAGAUGAAGACCUCUGAUGUUUUCCUGACUCUUGAACCCAGUCUGUGUUUGUAUAAAGAGGUCAAUAAAUGUUAGAUGUUGUAAGACCCCUUUUCAUGACGUUCAUGCCACAUUAGUGUGACACACAGUCGCGCACACCCAGGACCAGUUCAAUUUGGCCUGCAGUGACCUGACAGAGCUGCAGCCCUCUGCUGUUCCACCAGUGUUACUGCAGAGCCACAACACAGAUGUUCAACCUCUGAGUUCCUGUCAUGUAAAGCCACAGUCACUCAUUUCACUCAGCGUGUUUCUACCUGAAAUCCUUUCUACACUUUAUACAGUGUAUAUUAAUGUCUUUGUUUAACUGAAAUUUAAUAACGUUUUUUUUUUUUUGUGGUAGUUUUGUUAAAACUGAACUAACGGACAGAUAUGUAUUUGGGUCAGAAUCAAAGCAAAUUUUUCAAUUCCAGAAGUUAGAACUAUUUUUAAUAAGCAUUGCUGUUUUUCAAUGCUUGAAUUAUGACAUUACCCUCACUACAUGACCAAGCCAUCACUUCACCUCCGUCUCCCCCUCUAGGUAAAGAACCAGGUUCAGGUGCAGACCUUUGCAAGCUCCACCUUCAGCUCCUUCUUGGACGUCCUCCUCAGCUGUUUUGUCUUCCUGGCACUGACUCUGGCCUGCUUCCUUCCACCUCUGGUGAGCCCAUCCACUGCAGGCCCCACUGCUGUUGCCGCCAUGGUCCUGGCUCCACUGGCGGGCCUGUUUGAGCUGACCUCCCUGGUGCUGUCCAUACGGUGAGGAAGCUCGGAGCAGAUGACAGAUUCAGUGCAUGUUUUCAAAGGUUUUGAAGACAGAUUACAGGAUAUUCAUACAAGAUAACGUAUUUAUUUCAUGCUUUUACUUUUGGCCAUUCUUGUAAAACAAUAUAACAGUGAUUGUUUUGUUUUCUUUGCCUAUACUUGUGUUUUUUUUUGGCUGCCUGAAACGUCAGAAUGUAAAAUAAACUGCGAUAAUCAGUGCUGUGCAAUCACUGCCUGAAUCAGAAUAUACUGUGUCUCUAGAUUGCCUGCUUCAGAGCCCGGUCUGAUUAAUAGUCUGUAUCUCUUGAAUUUGAGUGAUGUAGUAUUGAAAACCACUCACAGACCAGCUCACAGCACUUUAACUCUCCACUGAGACCAAAACAAAUUAUUUUAUGUGGAGGCUGGCUCUCAAACCACAAUGUAUUAAUUUCUUUGGUCAGAUGCAACUGGCUCAUGUCCAGUUGUUGUUCAAGCAUUGUACUGGCAGAGAAAUUAGCAAAAUGUUACCUUGUACCAAGUGGUGUCUCAGACCCCAAAAAAUUCUCUUUAUCUGAUACUCCAGUAUUUGCACAGCUGGAGGUGUGUUUUGAUUAAGUUUAUUGUGCAUUUUUGUGGGUUUUAGAAAGUAUCUUAUGGGAAAAUAAAUUAAUUUUCACUUAUUGCCAUGUGAAAGUGAGCAAUAAAUCUUGGUCCUGUCUGUGACUUUUAUUGCACGUUUGUGUUUUCAUUAUGUGUCUUAAUUAAAGACUAAUGAGAGUCUGCUGCACACUACAUUUGAGUAAGCUGGGAAAUUCAUAAGGUCAAGAAUCUGAUUAAUAUAAUGAAAGCAAAAAACCUGUACAAACUGUUUUCUUUUUUAUUAUGAAGUUUUGCUGAAUUUUUUGUUUAUUUGACUUGUUUGUAAUUCUUUUUCCUCUACUGUUCUCUACUCUUGCAGUAUGGCCUUCUACCUGGAGGAGGUGAUGAACUGUACCCGCUCCCUGCUCCUAGCGGUCUCUGGAUGGAUCCCACGUCAUGUUAUUGGAGCUGUUUUAGUCUCCCUUCCUGCCAUCUCCGUCUUGUCCCAUCUCAUGUUCAGCAGUAACAUGCACCUUCAGGUAAACUUGUCUGUUCAGUUACUGUAAGAAAAUGAAUCAAGUAGGUUGGAUGAUGGGGUAAAAGGGAAGAGACUGUGAGUUGGCACUUAAAGACUCAGGCUUUGUUUUACAAAACUGACUGAGAGGUUUAAAGCCUACUAAACCUGUACCUUGGUGCAAAAAAAUAAGAUCAGUGCAAUUCACCAACAUAGGCGGCAUUGGCCGGUGCAGUUAGAGAAUAUUUGUACAACCUGCUAAGUGUUAAGAUGCUGCCAUGUCUGUGUGGGGUGUGCUGUUCAACCUUCCAGUUAUCAUGACUACAGCUCCAAGUGUUUGUUGCCAAAAAAAUCACAUCUAUAGAUAUGACUUUGACCUUUUUAAAUGUAAUAUUAUAAGGGACCACAUCAGCACAAAGCUUUAUGGAGGUCAACCCAGCACACGGGCAUAGUUUACCACAUGUGGAGAGAUGGUAGUGGCCGUUACAGAGCAGCUACUUCCACUCUUGAAAAAUGAAGCCCAGGUGGUCGUGCAGAAAAACAUAGACUGUAUAUACCAUGGCCAACUUGGUUCUGCCCUCCAUCAUUCUACGAAUUUGAAGCUGAAUUGCUCUCAGUAUUUCCGGGAUUUUCUCCACUUCCUGGAAAGACCACUUGUGCGGUAGUGUUGAAUGCAUUCAGCGGGAGAGUCGUCGAGAGUCACUGUGAUGACGCUCGGCUCAAAUAGUGUAUACCCCGGGUGAGCUACGCAAUCUUCAUACACCCAAAGGCUGUAUCAAGUGUCAAUCAUAGAAAACAUGAAGCCCUAAUAACUUUCAAAAAAUGGAGCUGUAAAGAAAAAAGAGGACUUGACCACAAACCAGUCUGACAGUAACUACAUGUCAACAUCACAAGCAGAGAGGGGAAAAAAUUAUAUUCUGUGUAAAAAAUUGGAAGAGGCAGGGUUUAUGACCUUUUCUGCAGCUUGUCAUUGGAGGGUACUGUUCUCACGGUAGCUUCACCCAGCGAGGAGGCAGACGGCGUCCAUUCUAUAUACAGUCUAUGACAAAUAAACUGAUUCCUUGAGUUCCUCUCAAGACUGACUGCAAAAACCAAGGCAUCUCCUUUACAUCUGGUGUUGAAAUGAUCAUUUCAAAGCAGAAAGUUCUUUGAGUUCACCUCUUUGCCUGCGUUUAAGUUGAUCAAAGGUUAGGGUGAAUCAGAAUUUCCUACAUUGUUCUUGCUAUCAUUGGCUUCAAAACUUAAAAUCCAGUUGGUCAGUGAAAAGACCCAACAACACCACAAACAUUUGUCACCAAUUACCAGCACUGGGCCCCAGAUGUCCUCCCUAUCGGGUUGAGCAGCUACACCAUUAAGCAUUAGGAAGCAAGCACACAUACAAUAGAUAAGUAUUUUGGUAGCUAGCCAAAUUUCCCACGGUACUUGAACUAGUCACCACAUGCGCUAUUUUUUGCACAUACAUAGGAAAUACACUUAAAUUCUGCCGGCAGCUUUACCCCCAGACAUGGUAGCAACUUGAACCACACAGAUAAUGCUACAAAAGCUUUAAAGGUGGAAUAAUAUGGGGCACAGUUUCCCACAACAAAGUGAUUUACUCAUGACUUGACAACUUUGAAACCAACUAGAACUAUAAAAGAAAUUGAAUCAGUCAUGUUGGUCUGUCAUAACUGUGUCAACCUGUGUCUUUAAAUGGUGGAAUUAUCUAAUACAUUUAACCCAAAACACAAACAAACCCGUGAUCGCAUUGUACAUUAAGUUAUCUGUAGAUGUUAUUGGUUAGAUAAUAAGACAAAUCAAAAAAGUGAAACAAGGCCAAACAUGAGCAAACUGCAUGGAGCAGGACAGCUCGAUAGGCGUGUAGCAAGUACAGAUAGCAGGUGAUGCACAAUUAAUGUGGUUAUUGGCAGCUGUGAUCCAUUCUUGGUUUAUUUGUUCCUCUGUGGAUCCAUCAAUGUCUUAAUAAUCCUCCUAAGUAUGCCUCGAGUAUUUAUGCUGACUGUGCAAGUGUGAAACUGUUCUCUCUUUAAUAAAGCCAGCAGAGAGUAGUCCAGAAGUUGAGACGCUGCCCCUGUGGUGGUCUGAAGCCAGGGAUCCUUGGAGAGCUGCAGAGCUGUUAGCUGGGGUUAGCCUUGAUACAAGCUGUAAAGGAAAAUAGCUAGCAGGUUUCAAGAGGCUUUGUCUGUGGACCUUGGCACCAGAAGUGUCGACAUACAGUAUCUUUAUCUCCGAUUCCUGCAUGUGAGAAGAUUGAAAACGACCAAACUUCUCAACCUUUUUGCAAAGUUUUGAGUCAAGGCCAUAUCCGAGCUUGAAACAAGUUUGAUUCUCUUCCCCUAGCUUUGAGCCACUGGCUCUGCGCAAGAUGUGUGAUGUUUUGAUAUCUUGUUUUCCAAGCAUUUUCAACAUGCUGUUUCUCUAUCUCUGUCUCCCCCACCCUGCUCUGUCUCUUCUCUGCUCUUUCUAUGUCUUCAGGGCUUGCAGAUCAAAGCUCUAGUCUCAGGGAGGGUUGUUAAUUAGACAUGCAGUUUUCUGGACUUUAAUGCCUUUGAAGAUAUAAAGCCCAAUAACAUUGCUUUGGGGGGGGGGCAUGAUGGGAGGAGAGAGGACUUGUGUAGGGAUGAGAGGGAAAAUGUUAUCUUCUCAAUGUAAUCACUAACAACCUGUGAAAGUCCUCAAUAUACCAAUGCUCACUUGGUGUGUAUUUCUGACCGCCCAAAUUGUUUUUAAAUAAAAUAUAUUGGAGAAAAAAAUUAUUCACAGCUGAUCUCCAAACCUCAAAGGGUGUUUCAUAGUGAUAUCCAAAAGCCAGGUUUUGCAUUGUAGUAGACUUUGGCAUUUUCUCAUUGUUAAGUCUCGUGUUGUUUUAUAUUUUUGUUGUAAACACUUUCCCUUUUUCUCCAGGUGACCAUGUUCUUGUGUUGUGCCACAAUCCUGGCUAUCAUCCAGUACUGCAACUUCUGUCAGCUCAGCUUCUGGAUGCGUUCAGUCCUGGCGACUAUUACAGGGGUCGCCCUGCUGCUGUUGCUGUACAGCCCCUUACACAGGUAUAGGACUCACCACAGACUGUGUUAAAAGUCUGAUGAUAUGACAGCUUUCCAAAAGUAAAGCUUAAAAUUAGGAGCCCCCCUCACUGCCUGCUCCAGAGUUUAUAAAGCCUGCCUCCUCCUUGUAACCAGAUGGGGCAUACGCCAAACUUUAAAAUCAAAACACAUUACACAUGGUUCCCUUAAGUAAGUUAUCAGUUAUAGUGCUAAUUCAUGUCCAAUUCGUUGUUUUUUAUAUGACAAUAACAGUUUUGAUGAGUUAUUUGUUGCUAAAAAAAUUAGGAUUUACUGCUCCAACUGAAAAGUCUGUUGAUAAAUGAAACUCCUGCGACACUUUGUAACUGAUCAGCUAAGCAGAGGAGGAGUUCUUGAAGAAAAUCUAACAGAUACGAAUGUAUGAAUUGUUGAACUUUCAAUAACUGUUUGCGUCUGCUUCACACUGACACAAGGCUAGGGUUGUUCAAAUCAUUGACUUCCUCUAGUUACUUCAGCCAUUUUCCGAACCUUUUACAAAACCUUGAAGUCAACAUUCAUGCUUUCACCGUUUUGGUUUUGGAGUCAAAAGUGACACUUUUCAACAAAGAUUUGAGCUUAAGAGCAACAGAGAGUUGGUAAGAGGCCUAAAAAUCGGCUAAUAUAUGAGCCUGCUCACUUGGCAGGAUGCAUAUGUGACUCAAAGUAACUGUGACGUGUGUCCUUAAUAAAGGCAGUAAAGAAUAGCUUUACCAUAAGGACAGUUAUUACUGAGACAUUAAAUCAAGUCAGAGGUUGAGUUUUUUCCAUAUAAUUUCAAUGAAGUUGCCCUCUCUGGCCAUUGGAAAGAAUGCAGAUUUAAGACAAUUUACAAGGCAUCCUUAACCAAGACUGUCCCCUUCUUUCAUAUGUUACAGUUUAUUGUUUAUCAGGGUAAAAUGUCAAAACACUGUACUCAAGAAAUCAAUGUGCAUGUCUGCAAAGCCUAUAAAGGAAAACAUAAUGUACAAACGAGAUGUUGUGGCUUUGUGUAGAGUACCUUUAUUUUGUGAUUGUCAUGCAUGUCUUUCUGAUUGCAUUAACACAUUCAGUAAUAUUCCCAAACACAUACAAUUCAUCGAGAGGGUUCAGUUUAACUCACCAUUUUGUCUCCGUUCCUCAGUCAAUUAAGAUGAUUAAAUCUGACCUUUAUUACACACGUGUUCAUGUGUGUGUAUCAUGUGUGUCCCUGUGUGCGACCCUGCUUUUCUCUCCACUGACACCACUCUUGUCUUUUGCAGCUCCAGUAAUAACAGCUUGCCAGUGCAUGGGUGAGUGUCUCCGUGGAAACAGAAGGGUCUGAUGCAGGAAUGACAUUUGGAUGGUCAACAGGAGCAACAGCUCUAGUUUUUCAUAACCUCAGCUCUCUCUGGCCUUUACUCAUUCUCACAAAUUUCUGCUUUUUAUUCUUCACUUUGGUGUCUUCUUUCUCUCUGUCUUUUUACCUGCAGCAAUGGCUGUCACUAGUGGUAUAAAUGAGUCAUCCAGCUCCUCUGGCUUAAAUGUCGUGUUAGACUCACAAGUUAGCUACCUCUGCUAUGUAAGAAGAACUAAAAUAAGAAUAACUUCAUUAAUCACAGAGAUUCAUAAGAUAAAGUCCAUGUAGAAUCAUGCUCUGCGGUGUCGAGAGAUGCGCAAAGAAACUGCUUGAUGAGCUUUUGCUUCAUUCAGAGGAAAAUUUGGUAUUUCGUUAAUUAGCAGUGAUCAUAUUUUUUUUAACUGAUUUAUUUCUUUAUAUUUUAACUUUACCCCUCAUCUACUUCAACAGCAGUUAUUUAAUCUGCACAACAUCCACAAUGCUUUUUGACAGUAACCCCAGAGAAGCAUGAUUAACAUGUUGUUUUUGGCUUCACUUGGACUUGGGGGUAUAUAAAUGUAGCUGGAUAGUAAACUUGUUGUCAAGAUUGGGUUUGAUUUAUUUAGGUCAGAGGAAAAAUGAAUAUCUCUUCCUCUUGGAUAAAUUUGAAUGUGGCUGUAAAUCUGGGAAUCUUGAAUCCUAUUGUAACUCCAAACAACAUACCGGACAACAAACAAGGCUGGAAAUAGAAGCUAAUGAAAAGUAGCUGCCUUUAAAAAAGUGUCAGGGUUUCCUUUCUCCUCUUUAUCUUGUUUAUGUGUUUUCUUAUUUGCUGUGCCAUCGUUGAUUGUUAUUAUGCUCAUCACAGUCACUCUUACUUGUCUUCUUUUAACCCCUCAGUUUGAACAUCUCCACGUCCAGUGAUGUAGUUUUAGCGUCGGUUAUUCCUGGUCCUGACCCUGUUCCUUCACCGAGGCCUCUCGACCUUCUGAUCCCGGAGGCUGUCCUGGCUUUCUUCCUUCUUCUGCUCCUGGUCUGGUUCCUCAACCGUGAGUUUGAGGUCAGCUACCGUCUCCAUUAUCAUGGCAACGUGGAGGCUGACAAACACCGCUCUAAGAUCCAGACGUUGCGAGACCAGGCUGAGUGGUUACUGGGAAAUAUCAUCCCCAUCCACGUUGCUGACCAACUCAAGGUUGUUAUCAUUUUAAGAAAGAAGAAAAAACAAAAUUUAGUUUGGUGUAGGGCUGUAUAUGAGCCUGAGCAUCUAGCUCUCUGGCAGUCUACUGCUUCUUCUUCAUCUCUUUUUUGUCUCAUGAUUUGUGGCGACCACUUAAAAAGAAUGUAAGCUAUGAACUUGUAAUAUUACUGUUUGCUUAGUUUUAGCACAAUAUCAAUAUUUGACAGAAUACCGUUAUUCUGCAACAGUCCUGGAUGGGAGGUUAAAGAAACACGGCUGAUGCAGAACUCUUUGUUUUUGUCAUCCUGAACACACCAUUUUACAAAAAGAAAAAAAAAACUUUGCACCUCAUGAAAAAAUGAAAAAAACACUGUAUCAGGGUAUCUGUAUCUAUUCAAGACAUACAUUGCCGUGCAUAUGCUUUCUUAGGCCAGACUUAUUAGAUUUGUUUGCUUUAUUCUCCACAAAUGGCUUUAUUCUGCUCAUCUUUUAUCUCUUAUAUUGUCCUGCCGCACACACACACACACAAACACUGUGCUCUAUGGCUAAAACUCACCAGCAUGAAUUUUAUGAAGAGGCCAAAAUAAGAAAUACCACACCCAGAUAUUUCAUUAUCACAACAGAUGGACCGCACAUGUGGAGGCUUAUUGCUAAUGCCAUGAUUAUAAUGAUGCAAAGCUGCGAAAAAGUAUUUUGAAAGCAGCAAUAAAAGGUUGGAAAAUAUACUUUUUCAGUGCUAAAUAUACGCCAUUAUUGCUUUUUCCUUAAAUGAAGGAGAUAAAAGUUUUGAUUUUUCAGUAUUUUAUCAAAUUAUCAGCUUUGCACAUUCCACACUUUAUAACAGGAUCAUUGUACCAUGGUCAUCUUUUGUUUCUCUUUAUCCUCAGGUUACCCAGAGCUACUCAAAGAACCAUGACAGUGUUGGUGUGAUUUUUGCCAGUAUUGUAAACUUUAGUGAGUUCUACGAGGAAAGCUACGAGGGUGGUAAAGAGUGCUACCGGGUCCUGAAUGAGCUCAUUGGAGACUUUGACGAGCUCCUGCGCAAACCUGAAUUCAAAAGUGUGGAAAAAAUCAAGACAAUCGGUGCCACCUACAUGGCAGCGUCUGGUCUAAAUGUCCGACAGAUGGCUGAAAAUGAGGAUGACUCUCCAUAUGCUCACCUUAAGGCACUUUUCAACUUUGCUCUGGAGAUGAUGGGCGUCCUGGAUGACUUCAACAAGAACAUGCUGGGUUUUGGGUUCAAGCUCCGUAUUGGAUUUAACCAUGGCCCACUGACAGCCGGGGUGAUCGGCACCACUAAGCUGCUCUAUGACAUCUGGGGAGACACAGUCAAUAUUGCGAGCCGCAUGGACUCCACUGGCGUGGAGUGUCGGGUUCAGGUGAGCGAGGAAAGCCAUGUUGUGCUCAGCAGCAUGGGCUUGGAGUUUGACUACAGAGGUACAGUGAAUGUUAAAGGCAAAGGUCAAAUGAGGACCUUUCUGUACCCCAAAUGUGAGGAAAGCAUAAGUCAAGCUGGAACAGACCAGGGCACCAGUGGCGGAUCCACAUCAGCCAAUAAGACUUCAGGAUCUGUUGCCCAGGCAGCAGCUCCCCCUCCUUCUUCACCCCUCCCUCCAUCACCAAGUGUUGUGAGGCCUUUAGGAGCACCUCAGUCCACAGAGUUAAGGGAGGAGGGAUAUAGGGACGCUCCACACCUCCCUGCCACAGACCCUCACCUUCCACCCAGCUCUGAACUCAGCCCAGAGCCCAGAGCACACCGACCCUCCCAGGUGCAGCCUGCUCCUCUCGCUCUUCAGGAGGUGGAGGAUGAAGAGGAGGCUAGUGAGCUAUCAAAACUCAAUGAGGAGUUUUAUGCUCGUCUCUGA